AUGCACAGCGACGCUGCUAGAGUAGCUGAAAUUGAAGUCACAGGCCUUGAGUUUCAACUUUUGGAUUCUUUUUCCCCUUCAAUUUCCCUCGAGAAUGCCAUCUUGGAUAACGACAUCGUUCGGGGGCUUUCUACCGUACCAGUGCAACGCGGGAAGGAAAAAUACUGUAACAGGUUUGCUUUGAAAGCAAGAAAAUCAAUGGUGGCGGCACCGUCACUGCAGUCUCCGGGGAACCUGAGACAAAGAAGGUCGCUGUACGUGGGUGAUUUGGACCCUGAAGUCACAGAAAUGGACCUGAAAACUGCGUUUUGCUCCGUGUGUCCCUUUUUCAACCUUCGGCUCUGCCGUUGCGCUUUCACCGGCAAGUCUCUUUGUUAUGGCUAUGUCAACUUCUACUCUCACAACCAAGCAUCUGAAGCUCUCCAUAAACUAAAUCAUACGUACUUGAAGGGAAAACCCAUGAGGUUAAUGUGGUCGCAGAGGGACCCUUUUGCAAGAAAGAGUGGCAUUGGCAAUCUUUUUGUGAAAAAUCUAGACUCUUCAAUUGAUAGUGCUCGCUUGGAGAGUAUGUUCUGCAAGUUUGGGACUAUACUUUCUUGCAAGGUGGUUGAAGAAAAUGGCAGAAGUAAAGGUUUUGGGUUUGUCCAGUUUGAUUUAGAGGAUUCUGCCUUGGCUGCACGAACCGCUCUCCAUGAUACCAUGCUUGAAGGAAAAACACUGUAUGUAUCCAAAUUCGUCAAGAAAAGUGAGAGGAUAGCAGCCACACUUCAUGAAGAAUCAAAAUUUACAAAUCUCUAUGUAAAAAAUCUGGCUGAUGAUGUGACAGAGGAUACCCUUCAAAACAUGUUUUCUGUAUUUGGGAAGGUUUUUAGUGUUGUCAUCAUGAAGGAUAAUGAUGGGAUAUCAAGAGGUUUUGGAUUUGUCAACUUUGAUUCACCAGAAGGUGCUAAGAAAGCUCUCGAUGCUUUGAAUGGUUCUCUACUAGGUUCCAGGACUUUGUUUGUGGGAAGAGCCCAAAAGAAAGCUGAGAGAAUAAAGAUAUUACAACAUGAAUAUAAGGAUAUUUUCAACAACCAUAUUGAAAAGUUGAAAUUAUCAAAUGUGUAUGUGAAGAAUCUUGAUGUACACAUUGAUGAUAACAAAUUACGAGAAAUAUUCAGUACCUGUGGAAAGAUAAUUUCAACAAAAGUGAUGCGGCAUGAUAAUGGGGUAAGUAGAAGCUUUGGAUUUGUGUGUUUUUCAAGUCCUGAAGAAGCAAAGAAAGCUCUGAACACUAUGAAUGGAAUCAUGCUUGAGGGGAAAUCUCUCUAUGUGGCAAUAGCUCACUGUAAAAAAUAUCGCCACGCGGAACUGGAGAAGUAUUUUGCUGCAUGCCGAUCUCUGUCAUUAUAUCCUUCUAACUGCAAUGUCAUUGCACCUUCAAUUGGUCCAGUUUAUUACAAUUUGUCUACUUUCCAUCCACCAAUCCCUUUCCUGCAGAAUCCAAUCUCAUUCCAAAAUUUUGGUGCAAAUAUGGGAGUCCAGUAUCCUUUGGGAGCUGAGAAUUACCAGCAACAGUUUUGCUCAUAUAUUUCUUUGGGACAAAUGCACCAAAGCACUCAGAACCCCUCAGUAGAGUCCUGCCAACAGCAUAAACGUGCUAUCUCACAUUUUCGUGAUCGAGAUCUGAAUUAUGGGCAUGUUGGGAUUCAAAAUUUUGGCCAUAGCAAAAGGCAGAACAAGAAAGGUGGAGGUGCAGGAAGUACCUGCAGAGGAUCAAAAGCUACCAGGUGUUUUGCUGCAGCAAAAUCUCCUGAAAACUCCAAGAAAGACGUUGGGAAUUGUCUCCACCCCUUUGUUGAGAAUCUUCAGCCUGAGUGUGCAGGGAAUAUGCCUGGAAUGCUGUUGGAGGCCAAUGCAUUACAAGUUGACAGGGCAGCUCAAGUGCUGAAGGAGGCCAAUGCUUUGAAUAGUGCAGAUAUUGGUGCAAUUUUGCCCAAGUCUGCUCGCUGCUUGAGCUACUAGAAUCGGCUAGAAUAGGUGACGGUGGCAUUUCCAGUUUCUAACAUUCUCAAAACUACUUCGCAGUGCCUGUUAAAAGUUGUUGCAAUAUUGGUUUAUAAUGAGCUUAUUUGCCAAUUGGUGCAAUAAUUCCAUUUUUUUGGUUGAAGAAACGUUCUGUAGUUGCUCUGUAAAUCUUUACUAGGACAGAUCAGCAUCAGUUUUGUCAUUAGAACAUGGAGAUUUUAUGUUUCUAUGACAAUGCCUCCCCCCAUGACUUUUAUGUUUC
Molecule: messenger RNA, 2269 nt
Organism: Hevea brasiliensis (rubber tree)
Lineage: Eukaryota; Viridiplantae; Streptophyta; Magnoliopsida; Malpighiales; Euphorbiaceae
Product: polyadenylate-binding protein 6
Exons: 9
Coding region: 1-2004 (667 amino acids)
Cellular component (GO): nucleus; ribonucleoprotein complex; cytosol
Molecular function (GO): mRNA 3'-UTR binding; poly(U) RNA binding; poly(A) binding
Source: RefSeq, a predicted model, not a curated record